Lynx canadensis (Canada lynx) is the source of this 1082-nucleotide messenger RNA. It is a transcript of the gene CA2H19orf67, whose product is annotated as chromosome A2 C19orf67 homolog. Lineage: Eukaryota; Metazoa; Chordata; Mammalia; Carnivora; Felidae. The transcript is spliced from 6 exons. Bases 6 to 1082 code for a protein of 358 amino acids. The record is from RefSeq and is a predicted model, not a curated record.
CCACGAUGGCUACCGAGCAGUGGUUCGUGGAGCCGCUCCCCCCCGGCCCUGGGGAAACACCGCCCGCGGACGACUUGGAACCUGGGGCACAGCCCUGCGGAGAUCCCUCCUGGUUGGCGUCCCCUGGCGGACCUGGGGACCCACCCGAGGCGGGACCGGAGGACGUCCAGGGACAGCUCCCCGAGGCCUCUACCGCUACUCCUUCCCCCGAGCCUCUGGCCCCGGGCCCAGGGCCCGCCCCUCCUCGCCUACCCUUGGACACCAUGUUCAGCCCCAUCACCGAACAGCUCCGCUACCUGCUCAAGAAGGCAGAUGAUUUCCAGAGCUACUUACUUUACAGCAGGGACCGAGUGCAGAAGGAACAGCUGGCAAAGGCCAUGCCCACCUUCUUACAGAUGUGUGAGCCCUACUUUCUUUACCUGGAGGCAGCCGCGAGGAGUGUGCCUCCCAUCUAUGGAGUCCUGCAGGAGCUGGUCCGAAAGGGGCUGUUGGAGAUCUCCCAACAGCUGACCCUGCGCCUAGAACAGCUGGUCCUCAUGUAUGCCUCCUUUGGGUUUGUGGACCUGGAGGAGACCGACCCCCUAAGUAUCUCCUGUUUCUUCUGCGGAAGGUUCUCCAUCAGCCCGUCCCACGAGGUGUCCAUCUUCAGAUACUGUGCCCCAGCCGCUUACACCGCCAGCCGCUUCCCCCGAUACCUCUAUAAGAAGAUGCGCUGGAAUCUGGAAACCGCCCCAGAGCCCAGCGGCAGGGGGCAAGAUUCCCGCGUGGAUUACUACUUCCUGUGCUAUCGAGAUACAUGGGAAGACACAGGCAAGAGUCCAGCCAAUUCAUGCCCCCAGAUCCAGAAGCUGUGGUCCAUUGGCCGAUGGGUGCCGCUAGGACCAGCUGAGGAUGACCUUUAUUCGUGGAUCUUGUGCCCGCAGCCUCCUGGGGACUACCAGCAACUGCUGACCAUCGGCUUCGAGGAGCCCUCGCACAUGCUGGCCACCGACCUGCUGGUGCAGAUCCUCACGGGCCAGUCAGGCCCGGCCCGUCCCCCGAGCGCGGCGGGGCCCGCGGCGUGGGCCGCGCAGGGGUCUUGA